Molecule: messenger RNA, 1273 nt
Organism: Physcomitrium patens
Lineage: Eukaryota; Viridiplantae; Streptophyta; Bryopsida; Funariales; Funariaceae
Source: RefSeq, a predicted model, not a curated record
GCUUCAUCACUCUCAAAGCAAAACACUCUUCACUUCUCUGUCCUUCGGGCCUGGUCAAAUUGCGCGCAAUGGGGAUUGUGUUGGAGCCAAUUUAAGUCGCAAUCGAAGCUGUAACGUCUCGAUUUUAACUUCGAGACAACAAUGUCGAGUUCCUCGGACGAAGACGAUGAAUUAGAUGCCGCCAAGUUAGCAGCACUUCGUAGUGUUGCCAUCGAUUCUUCAGCCGUAAUUCAAAAUGCCUCUGCUCCCGUGCCGUCGCUUCGGAAGUCGGCGAACUCCGGGAAUGCUUCUGUGAAUAGCGCAACCGAUUCGCGAGGAUCGGAGGAGGACGGCAAGGAUUCGUCCGGGUUGAAGCUCUAUCAAACUCGGUUGCAAGAUCUGUUGUACAAACACCUGGAUAAAAAGUUUGGGGCCACUACUGGUGACGUUUCUGUCACGAAUGCAAAACCCUCACAACCUCCAAGUGGAGACAGUAUCGUGGACGAAGGUGGUAGGAUCGGGGGCAUUCGUCUCUUUCGUCGAGCACCUCCAGGGAUUGUCAUACAGAAGCGUGAAGAAAUCGUGCCGAGCCUAGGAGUUAAACCUAAUCUGCGACCAAGUCUGACGUUAGACGAGGACUCAGAAGAGCAUCUGGUUCGUUUGAGAGCUACAGUUGUCGACACCGAAACCGUAGAAGAGCAAGGCAAACGGUGGAGAGAAAAAUCACUAGCAUCAGCUAAAGCUUUGCAAGAGAAGGCGGGACUGGCCAAAAAGAAAGAGGAAGAAAGAGUUGCUCAGCUAAAGCGGGAAAGGGGUGAAGAAUGGCUGCCAAGCAUUGCUGCUCAAAUUGCAAAGGAAGCCGCAAAGGAACCUAAGGUGCCAAAAGUGGAUCCUGCAACCCUUUCAGAGGCAGAUGGUGCGAAUUCUGAAGUACCUCAAAAGAAGAAGAAGAAGAGAAAGAGUAAGGCCUCACGGAAACAACUCGGAGUAGUUGUAGACUGACAGUGUCCGAACAUUUACUUGAUGCUCGAAGUAGUUGAGGAUGGGUUGCCAAAAUUGUUAAUUUCCUGCAAACGUAUCGUGUUUUCAAUCCUGCAUGAAGAUCUAAAAUCAUCCGCGUGUUGUGUGGACAAAGGAACCCCAAGUCACGGAAUAUCUUUAGAAGCUGUGAACCAUUUUUGCAACUGUGUGAUUGCAUCCACUUAUGUCAGCUCCAUCUUCGGUGUCAUGGUUGGCCGAUUUUGGUGGAUAUGUUGAUACUACAUUGUAAUUUUCCAAUCACUCUAAAUUUGCA